UUUUUGGUUCGCUUUCAUGGUUCAACCACAAGAGCAGUGAAGAGAAGGCCAAGCCAACUUUUUUCUAUGAAGAAAAGAUUAAUAAAAAAUGGCACUUUCUAUAAAAUCCCUUCUCUUCAUCUCCUCCUGAACAUCAUUUUUACACAGAUUUCUCUCUCACAAGUUUACACAACACAACAUAUUCAAAGAAGCCUGCCCCCCUCCCAUGGACAUACAGUGAGAAGUGAACUGAGAAAGAAAGGAUAUUGGUAGAUCUAGCUGAAGAUUCAAGCCUGAUAUAAUACAGUAACGUUGCAUGUUUCUUCCUCAAAGCUCCAGUGCGGCCAACAAAUAGCUCACCAGGUGGCUAGGGUUGUAAAGUGUGCAAGUGCAGAAACAAAUUAAGCUGCAAUGUUGCCUUCAAACGGAGACUUCAAUGGUUACUAUGAGCCAUCCUAUUUUACAAAUGACCCAUCUGUUUUCAAUAAGCAUUUUUUCAAUGACUUCAUCCCUGAUUCCAAACUAGAAGAAGCUUCCUUAUCCUUUUUGCACUUCCCUUUAUAUGACCAUGAUGACUUUCUCCAUGACCUUGAAAUUGUUGCCAACAUGGGGGAUUCAGCCAAAAAUGAACUCAACAGAAGUCCAAACGUCACCACCGAGCCGGCUCCAACAAAAAAGACACCAGCUGCUUCAAGAAAAGAUCGCCACAGCAAGAUCACCACAGCUAGAGGAGUGAGAGACCGGAGAAUGAGAUUGUCUGUUGAAGUUGCUCGACGGUUUUUCAAGCUGCAAGACAUGUUAGGCUUUGACAAACCUAGUAAAACUGUUGAGUGGUUACUCACACAAGCAAAACAUGAGAUCGAUAAACUAGAAGGACGGGUUCCUCAGAUCGUGAAUUACGGCUGCACUGCUUGUGCAAAGAGUGCUUCUUCUACUUCUGAAUGUGAAGCGGCAUCUGGGAUACGCCAGGCUGCAGCUGCCACUGCUUCUGCAGGAUCAAAACCCUCAAUCAAAGUGAACAAGAUCAGAAAGUCUCGUACUCUUGGCCCUCUAACAAAGGAUAUGAGGAACAAGGCAAGAGCAAGGGCGAGGGAGAGGACAAGUUUUAAGAAGAUGUUUGGUCGAAACUCGGCAAAACAUAACUGCCCAGAUCAAUUAUGCUCUCGCAGCUCCUUUGAAAAUGGUGAAGAUUCUAGUUCUCCAAGUCCAUACGGGAAUUUCUUGGAGAUGCUGGCCGAGGUUGAAGAACAUUUAGUGAACCAUUAUGAUGAUUCUUCUGCGGUAAUGGCAAAGUGGAGCCCUUCUUCCUUUUUCAAUUAUCCACACAACAUCGGAACUCCAGAAGGGGUAAGUUUGUUAAAUAGAAAAUUUCCUGAUUAUGCCAAAAUUUUCUCCAAUCUUUCAUGUUAAAAGACAAAUUAAUGUGCAUCAAUGAUCAAUAUUAAGCAACAUCAAGUACCUCAAUGGAAGUUCUAGUUAAUCGCCACUAUUGUUACUGCCUGCAGCAUCGAUUUCCGGACUCUCAGUUCUUCGGCAAACCAUAGAAACCUGCCGCAAAAGUUCAUCAAGAUCGUCAAUGCUAACAUGGCUUAUCUCUCUAUCUUUGGUAUGUUCAGUGUUUCCUCCCUUUCUGUUUAAAGAUUGUAAUGUAAUAAGUAUCUUAUUAUGUAAUUUCUUUUGGGCGUUUCUGCCAGUGAUUGUUAUGUAUAUUUAUCCUUUGGAAUGAUUAUAUGUACCCUUAAUCCUAGUUUCUGAAUUUAUAUCGUGAUUU
Mangifera indica (mango) is the source of this 1750-nucleotide messenger RNA. Its product is annotated as transcription factor TCP18. The coding region runs from base 391 to 1389 and encodes 332 amino acids. The transcript has 2 exons. Gene Ontology annotation, biological process: regulation of secondary shoot formation. Gene Ontology annotation, cellular component: nucleus. The record is from RefSeq and is a predicted model, not a curated record. NCBI's taxonomy places the organism in Eukaryota, Viridiplantae, Streptophyta, Magnoliopsida, Sapindales, Anacardiaceae. Gene Ontology annotation, molecular function: DNA-binding transcription factor activity; sequence-specific DNA binding.